Molecule: messenger RNA, 1894 nt
Organism: Paramecium octaurelia
Lineage: Eukaryota; Ciliophora; Oligohymenophorea; Peniculida; Parameciidae
Source: the annotation of a GenBank genome assembly
AUGUAAAUCCUAAAGCAAAUAAAGUAAGACAAUAAUCCAUAUUAAAUUUAUCAUAUUUAAUUUCCUUUUUAGUAGAAAACUAAAUAGGAUCCAAACUUCACACAUUCCAUGAAAGACUUAAAAAUUUCAUCAAUAAGAAUUGAUAGCGGAUUCGUUUUAUCCUUUUUGAUUUUAUUAAGGAAUUAGGAUAAAAAGUUCAUGUUUGAAUAUACUUCACUUUUAUAUUCUAAUUUUAAUUAUUAUAUUUUUAAUUGGUCUUAUGAAUGGAGUUGUGAAGUAUGUAAUGAUUUAAUUAGUUCUUAUGAAUUGCAGUAAUAUAGAGCAAAGUCCCAAGAUAAUUUGAAAUCAGUAAUUUGAAAUGAAAAAUUUAGAUAUUAGUUAUGAUAACAAUACUAAGUGGAUUUUGCUUUUUAUACAAUGCUUAUUUAAUAUUUUAAUGGGAUUAUAAAAUCACCAUAAUCUACUGCUGCGUAUCCUCUUUCACUAUAAUGGUUCAUAGAUUACUUAAAAGUCGAAGGUAUAAAAAAUAUUAUUUUUAAGUCUUUCCCAAUAUUGUUGUUUUAAUAUUUUUGAAAGUUUACUACUUAUAUCAUAUUUACUUUCCCUAGUCUAUUACAUAGAGAUUGAGAAAGUGAAUAUAAAUUUCAUCUCUUACGCUCAAUUAGUUUUAUAGUUCUUGAUUCUAGCAGUCACAGUUCUUGUAAAUAGAAGUACAUCUGAGACUGAGAGUCAAGAUCAAUCACUAUAGAUAUAGGAAAUUGUAAAUUUGAUCUAAAAUUCAUAGCUAAUCUCGGCAUUUAAAAGUAUUAGUGCCCUUCAACUUGUGUUCAUCAGUCUAAGAAUUACUGAGCAAAUUACUUGGGGGUGGAUUUAAACCUUAAUAAUAAUAUGGUUUCUAUUGGGACUGUCAUUUGUGAUUUUCAUUUGUUUGCUUGUUGAUAUUCUGUAGAAAUGCAGAAAUUAAUAAGAUGGAAUCGAAGAGGAGAAAAAAAGAGUAAUUAGUAAAAAAUGAAUUAUACUAUUUAGUUUAAGGGGGAAUUUGGUUAAACUUGGUUUUGUUUGGAAUCACAAUAUUACCAUUUUCAACCAUUUUUGGUUUAGCCUUAAAUUAUGACUUUAAAUUUAAAUCAUUAAAUUAGUACGCCUUUGGAUUGACAAUCUUUUAUUAUCUGCUAUAAUUGGCCUAUUAUUUUAAGUUCAAACAAAAGCUGAUGUAUUAUUUCAAAAAUAAUAGAGUGACUAUCUUCUAUACUAUGACAUUGCUUAAAGUAACUUGUAUGUUGACUAGUAAUUGCAAUAAAUCAAUCAGAAUAAUCAACAAAUAGAAAACAGAAUUGAACUUAAAAUGAAAAGAAUGCACAAGUUGAGUAUAUCAAAGGUGCCUUAAUUCAUGGUUAAAUUAUCAUAAACAUAUUAUAAAUGUGCACAGAAUGCUGAUUCACAAUGCAUGUCAUCUAAAAUUCAACACAAUUAAUUGAAUUAAAAGAAUCAAUUCUAAGAGAAUGAUAAUGACAAUGAGUAAUCGAAAAGAUUUGAUUUAUUGUUGUCUAGUCCGAGACAAAGAUUGGAGAUCAGUUCUAGUAUAGGAUAAGAUCUGACUAGUAGAAAUAUUGAUAAAAAGCAAUUAGAAGACUAAUCUUCUAUUAAAUAAGAGCAGUAGAAUCAGAAUUCUCAGAAACUGUGUUUAGUAUGUUAUGAAAAGGAAAGCAAUAUGAUUAAUAUGCCAUGUGGUCAUGGUGGAUUUUGUAAAGAAUGUUGUGAGUAAUUGUUGAGCAAAAGUGAGCUUUGUUACUUAUGUAGAAAGCCUGUUACUCAUAGUUUAUAAAUACAAGAAGUUUAGAAUAGAGAGAGUUUAGUAGAAGUAAUUGAAGUUUUAGAAUAACAAAAUAAAUGA